AUGCCUACUCUGACACUGGAUGUACUGAGGGGAAAUCCACAGGGAAAGUCUGUUGACCGUUGUAUUUCAUUCAAAAGCAGUGCAUCGAAUGCAUCGUCUACUGCCUCGGCUGUCGUCAUUUCUGAGCGUAUCCAAUAUGCACACAACAAUCAAAAACAAUACUCAAAAAAAUAUGAAGGAACCUCAAAACAUGUAGUAUUUGCAAAGAAUAAGCGGAUCCCUAUGGAUUCCCUUUCUUGCUCUUGGUCCACAGCCAAACAUAUUGGUCCUGGCCUGGUCAACAUGGGAAACACCUGCUUUCUCAACUCGGUUCUGCAAUGCAUGACCUAUACUCCUCCUCUCGCCGAAUUUUUGCUUCGUGGAGUGCAUAGCUCAUCCUGCCGAACAAAGUCGUUUUGUGCCAUGUGUGUCAUGGAGUCGCAUGUAAAACAUUGUCUACAAACUAGUUCUGAAAAACCUAUUCAGCCGAGACUUUUUGUCGAAAAUCUUCGGAAAAUAUCUCGCCAUAUUCGACUCGGUCGUCAGGAAGAUGCCCACGAAUUUACUAGAUUUCUCAUCGAGGGUCUGAAAAAUGGUGAAGGUGAUCGAACCCCCGAGGCAACAUUGGCCCAUGCUAUUUUUAGUGGCAAGCUUCAAAGUCAGAUUACUUGUCUUAAAUGCAAAUCUACGUCCAAUACUUUGGAUCCUCUCAUGGAUAUAUCCUUGGAUAUUCAAAAAUGUGCAAGUGUAGAAGAUGCACUAGCUCGAUUCACUACCUCUGAGCUUCUUCACAAGCAAAAUCAAUAUCGCUGCAGCAAAUGCAACGCGCUGCGAGAUGCUUACAAGCAAAUUACUGUAUUAGAGCCUCCUGUUGUGCUAACUGUUCAGCUAAAGCGAUUUGGUUUUGGUCAUCGUGUUGGCUCUAAAAUCUCAUCUCCAGUACUAUUCAAGACAGUUUUAAACCUAUACCCAUUCAUGUCUCAGUCUACUAAACAGAAUGUGUUAUAUCAUCUUUUUGCAGUAUUGGUACAUUCAGGUGGAUCAUGCCAUUCUGGGCACUACUAUUGCUUUGUAAAGGCACCGGAUGGGUGUUGGUAUUUAAUGAAUGACAGUUUAGUUCAGCAGGUUUCAGAAAAAACUGUGCUCGCACAAUCUGCCUACAUGUUAUUUUAUGUUCGCCAAUCUCUGAAUAAUUCUCACAAGCCAAACGCCGCAUCAUCGAUGAGUACACUCACUGCCAAAUUGCAAAAUGGUCAAUCAAGCCCAAGCAACAUGCAUAGUCUUCAUGAACUUACUUCUGAGCUACGCUUAUCCUUGCCAGAUCGCUCACAGCAUCCAUUAAAACAUCAAAGUUCCAAAAGCAGCUCUUUGCUUGGCACACCGUCAUCUCCAAAACAUACCGUCAAACAAUCAGGCUCUAAUUCUGAAGAAAAGACCGCUCAUCGACAAAUUAAGAAACCCAAGGUUGAUCUUGCCAAUCCUGACCUAAAUACUGUUGACAACUCUAUGAUAAAAUCAACGGAAUCUUGUGCUGUUAAACCUACUCUAAAGUGCAACUCGACUGCUUUAUGGAAUAUUGGCGUCAUCAUCAAUCUCUGA
This is a messenger RNA of Batrachochytrium dendrobatidis JAM81, 1578 nucleotides long. RefSeq lists its product as uncharacterized. The record is from RefSeq and is a predicted model, not a curated record. Gene Ontology annotation, molecular function: cysteine-type deubiquitinase activity. Gene Ontology annotation, biological process: protein deubiquitination. Gene Ontology annotation, cellular component: cytosol; nucleus. Bases 1 to 1578 code for a protein of 525 amino acids. Lineage: Eukaryota; Fungi; Chytridiomycota; Chytridiomycetes; Rhizophydiales. The transcript is spliced from 8 exons.